UGAUCCGCCUGUCGAUCUCACGAUCCACUCUUCCCCCACUCGUGAACAAGACUCCGAGGUACUUGAACUCCUCCACUUGGGGCAAGAUCUCCUCCCCAACCCGGAGAUGGCACUCCACCCUUAUAAUACAGAAAAUUAAUGAUACUGUGUUGGGGGCCCUGUAAAGAUUCUUUUCAUGGGGCCCAAAAUCCCUAGCAGCGCCCCUUGCACACAGGCAUCCUCCAUAAAGGGAUACACCCCUACCAGGAGGAUCGUCCUACUCGUUCGAGUGACCGCCGAUGAUGUGUGCAACAUGUGCUAUUUGUUGCUCAUUUUUUUUGUUUUACUUGGCGCUGUAUGUAGAAAUAGCGCCUCUGAACUGGCAGUUGUUUGCAUCAGCUCUGCUCUUUUAUUCUUUGAUAUUUGUCAUUUUUACCUUUUUUGUGUACUUUCUGAAACCACAUAUAUUUCCCCCAAUAUGGAUAUCCCAUUCUAAUGUGGCAUAUGCGAGUUUGUGCAUUAAAAACUAUUUUUCUGUAAUGUCACGCGUUUUGAAGCACAAAGUGAAUGUUUCGUGGGUCUGACUUUGAAAACAAAUGUUCCUACAGUGGACAUUAAACAAACAGGUACGUCAGACCCACAUUGUAGUCACGAGUUGGCGCGUCAACGUAACCUCGCGAGAACUCGCCCUGGUGUGUUGUUUGCUAAACAUUAGCCUGAAAGCUAGCACGACAAGUCAUCCUCCAUACUGUUUCUCCCGUGUUUCGGACUGCGAUGGAGGCCCUCACAGCCGCAGAGGAGGCGGAGAGGCCGCACCAUCGACCAUUCCUCAUCGGGGUCAGCGGAGGAACCGCCAGUGGCAAAUCGACAGUGUGCGCCAAGAUCAUGGAGCUGCUGGGCCAGAACAAAGUGGACCACCGGCAGAGGAAGGUGGCCAUCAUCAGCCAGGACUGCUUCUACAGAGUCCUCACUGCAGAGCAGAAGGGCAAAGCGCUGAAGGGGCAGUACAACUUUGACCACCCAGGAGCCUUCGACAACGACUUAAUGUACAAAACGCUGAAGGACAUCGUGGAGGGGAAGGUGGUUCAAGUGCCAACAUAUGACUUUGUCACCCAUUCCAGGCUAGACGAGAGGAUCACGUUUUAUCCAGCAGACGUGGUGCUCUUUGAGGGCAUCCUCGUCUUCUACCCUCAGAAAGUGCGCGACAUGUUCCACAUGAAGCUCUUUGUCGACACGGACUCCGACGUCAGGCUGUCUCGCCGAGUUUUACGAGACAUGACCCGAGGGAGAGACCUGGAGCAGAUCCUCUCUCAGUACACCACUUUCGUCAAGCCGGCCUUUGAGGAGUUCUGCUUGCCUACCAAGAAGUAUGCAGACGUCAUCAUUCCGAGAGGCGUGGACAACAUGGUGGCUAUCAACCUCAUCGUGCAACACAUCCAGGAUAUUCUAAACGGCGACCUGUGCAAGUGGCAGCGCGGCGCCGUUAACGGCCAGGGGCGGAGCUUGAAGCGGGCCCUGUCGGAGCAGUGCGACCUGCAGAACGGAAAGAGGGUACUGCUGGAGCCGAGCAGUCGUCCCCACUAGCGGCUCCUUCGCGAAUGUUUUUCGUUACUGGUAUGGAUCUCACAUGCAUCCAUGUUUGGGCAGAUAAUAGAAAGCUUUUUGAUUUGUUUUAAGCUUUCGGUUGUGUCAAUACUAAUAUAUAUGAAUGAUAUUAAGAGUUUUUUUUAACUUAUUUAAUGCCUUAAUCUAUUAAUGUUCACCUUCCCGUGCAACAAUAAAAGCACGACUACAAGAUAAUAAAUGUCUAAAAAAACA
Messenger RNA from Nerophis lumbriciformis (worm pipefish), 1797 nucleotides. It is a transcript of the gene uck1, whose product is annotated as uridine-cytidine kinase 1. The record is from RefSeq and is a predicted model, not a curated record. NCBI's taxonomy places the organism in Eukaryota, Metazoa, Chordata, Actinopteri, Syngnathiformes, Syngnathidae. Gene Ontology annotation, molecular function: ATP binding; kinase activity.